Arvicola amphibius (Eurasian water vole) is the source of this 3521-nucleotide messenger RNA. RefSeq names its product CDKN1A interacting zinc finger protein 1 (gene Ciz1). The transcript is spliced from 19 exons. Gene Ontology annotation, cellular component: nucleus. Bases 116 to 2482 code for a protein of 788 amino acids. The record is from RefSeq and is a predicted model, not a curated record. Gene Ontology annotation, molecular function: nucleic acid binding; zinc ion binding. Lineage: Eukaryota; Metazoa; Chordata; Mammalia; Rodentia; Cricetidae.
CCGAGUGGCCAAGCUACUGCCGGGUCCCGAGGAGCCCGCGAACCGGCGAGCCCGCGCCGUCAAUUCCGCGGGUGGCUUUCGCGUCUUCCGCCUUUGUGGAUUGCUGAGAGCAACCAUGUUCAACCAACAAUUCCAGCAGCAGCAACAGUUGCAGCAGCUGCAGCAGCAGCAGCUCCAGCAGCAGCAGUUGCAACAGCAGCAGCAGUUACUGCAGCUCCAGCAGCUGCUGCAGCAGUCCCCACCACAGACCCCCUUGCCCAUGCCUGUCAGCCGGGGCCUCCCCCAGCAGUCGUCCCAGCAACAGCUUCUGAAUCUCCAGGGCACCCACUCGGCCUCCCUGCUCAAUGGCUCCAUGCUGCAGAGAGCUUUGCUGCUUCAGCAGCUGCAAGGAUUGGACCAGUUUGCAAUGCCACCAGCUGCGUAUGACAGUGCCGGCCUCACCAUGCCCACGGCAGCAUUGGGCAGCCUCCGUGCUUACAACGUGACGGCCCCCAGCCUAGCAGCACCCAGCCUUACACCUCCCCAGAUGGUCACCCCAAAUCUGCAACAGUUCUUUCCGCAGGCCACACGCCAGUCCCUGCUGGGCCCUCCUCCUGUUGGGGUCCCAAUGAACCCUUCUCAGCUCAGCCACUCAGGGAGGAACUCGCAGAAACAGGCAAGAACUCCUUCCACCACCACCAAUCACAAGGAUUCUUCUUCCCAGACAGUGCCUCUGGGAGACAGGGAGGACCCCACAGAGGGGUCUGAAGAGGCUGCAGAGCUCCAGAUGGACACACCUGAAGAGCAAGAUUCACUAGUCUGCCCAGAUGACAUAGAGACCCCAGUGCUUGACCCUGAGCCCUUUGAGGCAUCAGAACCACCAGCCAAGAGGCCCAAGAGCUCAGAGGAGGCCACAGAGAAAGGGCCUAAAGGACAGCCACAAGCAAAGGUCCAGCCUCAGACCCAGAUGACAGCACCGAAGCAGACACAGACCCCAGAGCGGCUGCCCGAGCUACCAGGAGCCCAAGUCCUGACACAUUUGCAGCCGCAGGUUCUGCAGCAACAUCAGGCCCAGGUGCAGCCAAGGCUGCAGAAGCAGGCACAGACCCAGACAUCACCAGAGCACUUAGUACCACAGCAGAACCAGGUAUCUGCCCAAGCACAGCCGCAGGAGCAGCCUUCGGGACAGAUGCAGGAACAGACGUCAGAGAAGACCCAGGACGGGCCUCAGACCUGGCCACAGGGGUCAGCACCCCCAGCAGCGCAAGCGUCAGUUGUGGCCUGUGCCACAGAACCGCAGCCAUCUGGUGCUACAGGAGCUAGGGGAGGCCCAGAGGAGGCCUUGCCAGAACCAGUAGGUACCCAGGACAGUGAAGACACGAGCCAGGAGGCAUCUACUGGUGACCUGGAUGUGGGAGAGUGUGAAAAAAGAGCAAGAGAGAUGCUGGGGGUGUGGGGGGCUGGGGGCUCCCUGAAGGUCACCAUCCUGCAGAGCAGUGACAGCCGGGCUUUCAACACCACACCCCUCACAUCUGGACUUCGCCCUGGGGACUCCACCUCUGCCGCCCCUGUCCUUGCCAGCAUUCCCUCCAAGCAGACCCUCCAAUUCUUCUGCUAUAUCUGCAAGGCCAGCUGCAACAGCCAGCAGGAGUUCCAGGACCACCUGUCAGAGGCUCAACACCAGCAGCGGCUUGGGGAAAUGCAGCACUCGAGCCAGAGCUGCCUGCUGUCCCUGCUGCCCAUGCCUCGGGACAUCCUGGAGAGAGAGGCAGAAGAUCCUCCACCAAAACGCUGGUGCAACACCUGCCAGGUGUACUACAUGGGAGACCUGAUCCAGCACCGCAGGACACAGGAGCACAAGAUCGCCAAACAAUCCCUGAGGCCCUUCUGCACCAUCUGCAACCGUUAUUUCAAGACCCCUCGAAAGUUUGUGGAACAUGUGAAGUCCCAGGGACACAAAGACAAGGCCAAGGAGCUGAAGACACUUGAAAAGGAGGUAGUGAACCCAGAGGAGGAGCACUUCAUCACGGUGGACGCCAUCGGCUGCUUCGAGAGUGAUCAGGAAGAGGACGAGGAUGAUGAGGAAGAGGAAGAGAUUGAGGCUGAGGAGGAAUUCUGCAAGCAGGUGAGGUCAGGAGAUACAUCCUUAGAGGAAUUGAAAGGCUCAGAGACUUACAGCCCCAACACAGCAUACGGUGUGGACUUCCUGGUGCCCGCGAUGGGCUAUGUCUGCCGCAUCUGUCACAAGUUCUACGACAGUAACUCAGGAUUGCGCCUCUCCCACUGCAAGUCCCUGGCCCACUUUGAGAACCUGCAGAAAUACAAAGCAGCCAAGAACCCCAGCCCUGUCAGCCGGCCCGUGAGCCGCAGGUGUGCGAUCAACGCCCGCAAUGCCCUGACUGCACUGUUCACCUCUAGCAAUAGCAAUGGCCGCCCGCCCAGCCAGCCCGGCCCCCAGGACACAGCGAAAAUACCAAGCAAGUGCCCUCGACGACACAAAUAAGCACUUAUUGAAUGAAUGAGUGAAUGAAUGAAUGAAUGCAGCUCUGACUUUCCAGUCCCUGCUCUUGCUCAGCUGUCUACCAUCUAGAACUCAUCAACCGCAACAGCCCUUCAAGGACCAGCUCAAACACCUCUUCCUCGGAGCCUUCUCCAUCUUCCUCUACAGCGACUUCUGACCUGCCUCUUGGCAAUCCUAUGUCCCUCAGGACCCAAGGUCUGGGACUGUGCCCACUGUGGGACCCAGUUCUGAGCCAGCCAUGACUCAGAAACACUCAGCUGCCAGCAUGGGACCAAAGGGAAAGUAGAUGCUGGAUUUAAGAAAAAGGCCCAAGGAGGGUGUCUGGGAUAUGCCUUUGGGGGAUGGUUCCCAGAAAGGGCAUCCCUUACAGAGGAUAGAGCCUCUGAAGGCUGCUGGAUCUUAAAGUCCACACCCCAUGGUACACAUGGGGAAACUGAAGUCUAAGAAGGAAGGAACCAGAACAGCUUCCCAUAGCUACUCAGAGACAGGACCAAGACUCAGACCUGAAGGUCAGAGACCCUGAAGGUCUGUACCCCAGCAACUCCUUAUUGGAGUAGGGGACACUGAGGUUCCAGGACACCAAGAGCUCAUUUGGGGUCUGGCCACAGCAAGAAUUUAAUGGGCAGCUGUUAAGACCCAUCCUUCCCGUUUCAUGGCAGGCUAGCCAAGGGGUGAGGAGAGGCGGUGCCUUCAUUGAUGUCAAGGGUGCUUCCUAGCCAUUGCUCCUGUCCUGGGUCAGAUAGCCUGCACCUCACCAUCUCAGUGUUCACUCGGGGUCACACUGCACCCUCACCGAGUCCCCUCAUGAUGUUCCCACCAUGGCUGCCAGCAGCCACUGCACAGCACCUGCCUCCAGCAGGAGGACAACCUUUAUUAAGAGCAGAACCCGGGUAGUGAAAAUAUUCUAAAACUGUUGUGCCAAUGGAUAUGCUGGGAAUUCAGUGAAAGCCUGCGGAACUGUACGGUUUAUGUGGUAAAAUCUAUUGUGUGACUUACAGCUCAAUAAAGCUUUUAUAACAAA